UAAAUUCGUGUACGUCAUUGAUAUGUAUACUUGUGUACAAGUAUAAAAAAUAAUGGUUGAACUAACAUUAUACAAUAUUAUUAAAAAAGUUAGAGCAUACAAAAGAACCACUGCUAUUUAUAUACAUAAAUAAAGUUUUUUUCAAAGUACCUGUGGAAGUAAUAAUACAUUUUGAAGCACUUUUAUUAUAAAGCACAAUGUCAGUUCAAAAAUCAAAAGGAUGCCUGUUUCUAGCUUCUUCCCUUUGCGAUGGCUUAGAGGAUAAUAAUAUUAAGCAAGUAACAACUUUACUUUUGAAUAAAGAAGCCGAUCCUAAUACAUUGAUUCCUACACAUGGAGUAACUCCAUUUCACUUAGUAAUAGGUAACGAUUCUGAAGCUUUCGCAGAGGAAGUAACUAAAUUGUUUUUGCGCCAUGGUGGAAACCCAAAUGUCAGGUCAGUAGAUGGGCUGACUCCAGUUCAUGUAGCAGCAGCCUGGGGCAGAGUGACAGUAUUAGAAUUGCUUUUAGCAAAUGGUGGAGAUCCCCUGUGCUUAGAUGACGAAGGACGUAGUCCAUUUCAUUAUGCAUUCGAUGGAAAAUAUUACAAAGCAAUCGUGGUAUUGGGCAAAUAUUGUGAAAAUAUUAGAAAUGAAGAUAAAGCAACUAAGCAGAAAGUGACAUUUGAUAAACUUCUAAUUAACAACGGAGAUAUUAUAGCAGAAUAUGCUUUGCUACAUACUUCUGAUAUGGCUAAUGAAGAUACAUUAAAUGAAAACGAACUUAAGAAAAAUGAAGAAGAGAGAUUGCCUGAUAACAGAUACGAAUAUUCUUUUAAUAACGAUGACAACGAUUUACAUAGUCGCAAGCAAUCUAAUACAAAUCUAGCAGAGCUUCGAAUUCGCGAAGAAAUGGAUAAAGAAAAGUGCCUACUUAAUGAAAUUAUUAAUCAACUCUCAAGUUCCUUGAAAUCCAGCUCUAAAGAUCAAGAGAUUAGCAAUGAACAUGUACAAUAUAAACAAAAUGAUACAAGUCCCUUGUCUAUAUUAAACGCGGAUAAUAGUACGAUUCAUGAUAUGAAGGAUAAUUUUUCGUUAAAAACUAGAAUGAGAAAACGGACUCUUACUCCGAGAUAUAAACGUAAAAUUUUUGAACAAAACAACGCUAGAAUUCCAUUAAUACCUGCAUAUGAUCCAAAUGAUUCUGUUAUAAGCAAAUCACCAAAUUGUUUAAUUGAAAAAUCGUCAGAAAGAGAAGGGAGAUAUUUAUCUCCAAACAUAAUAAACAAGGAAUCAAAAUUUAGAGCUGUUACACCUUGUAUGACAAGAACUAAAUCGUUUCAAUCAGAAUUUAAUUACGGAAAAGAAAUGGCAAGAUCUACUCCAAGAAGGAAAAAACGAUUUUACAGACAAUAUUCUUCAUUAAGAAAAUUUAAAAGAAAUGACGAACUUGCGUCAUCAGAAAACACAAGUCCUGACUCUUCUAAUUCCUUAUCACCAGAUCAAAAUCGUCCAUAUAAAUUGAAUUAUAAAUUUAAUAAACAUGUGGCAAUAAAAUUACACGAAAAUAAAUAUGAUGACGAUGCGCCAACAAAUUCACAUUUGAUUGAAAAUAAGAAUGGCAUUGAAAAAUAUGAGGUAAAAGAAAACUUAACGAAUUUAUGUAAUAACAACUUGGAAAAUAUAAAAUUAGAGAAUGUAGACUGUAUAGAAAAAAAUAAGGAAGAUUCAAAGGAAGAUGAUAUUUUGCAAAAAAAAAUUAUGGAAGAAUUAAAAAGCAAUAAUAGCCUACAUAGUUCUAAAGAACAUUUUAGUACAUGCUAUUCAAGUUUCAAAUCACAGUCAUACACUAGUGUGCAAGAAGAGUAUAAACACGAGUAUCCGGACGAUGGUAUAAAUUUCCUGGAACGUAGAAUUUAUACACUACCACGCUGCAAACCUGUAGACGAUUGCGAUACAGCCGACAAACUGUGGCCACAAUCGCUAAAUGUAACUAUGGAUGUAUCCAUGGAAAACGAAGUAAUACGAAAACAAUUAAUUGAUCUAGGUGAUAAUCCUGGACCAAUAACCAACACAACGAAGCAGUUAUAUUUAAAGCGACUUACAUAUUUAAAAAGCGGGACGUGUAAUCAAUUAUCAUCUAAACCUAUUCAUUCUAGGUCUCCUUCGAAAGUGAGUUACAGUAAAUGUGAUUUGAAUCCUUUUCUCAUAUAUGGAGACUGGGUGAAUUACUUAGAAAAAUACAGAAUUACUGAAAAGAACGUUUUUAAAGAAUUUUUUGUAGUAAAUCCUUCUAGAAAAUGGAGAGAAGGAAUUAGUAAGACUUGUUUUAAUUAUCUACUCUUAGAUCCACGUAUAACUAAAGAUUUACCCUCGCGUGCAAAAAAUAUGACAAAUUCCGCAGUCUGGUCUACAUUCCUGUCUUCUAUAUUUUAUGUGGGUAAGGGUACACGGAAUAGACCAUAUUUUCACCUUAAAGAUGCAUUCGAUGCAUGGGUUUCAAAUCGAAGGUCUGAAAAUACAAAAAUUCAAAGUAUUUUGAACAUUUGGAAUGCAGGAUAUGGAGUAAUUUGCUUGCAUAUUUAUCAAAAUACCAUUCCAGUAGAAGCUUAUACACGCGAAGCUGCGAUGAUUGAUGCUCUUGGAGUAAACAAAUUAACUAAUUGCAAACAUGGUGAUUAUUAUGGAAUAGCAGCAACAUGGAACAUAAUAGAAAAAUGUAAUUUUGGGAGAUACUUGUUAUAUCGAGCAAUGCACAUUUAUCUACAUGAAGGAGAGAGACAAAUAUUUCCUGAUAAUAUGUAAAAUUUAAACUAUAUUGUAGUCAGUGACCAGAACUUAUUAUAUGCAUUAAUAUGUUUACUGCUCGUGCAUAUAAGCAUAAGUACUAUUUGUAUAUAUAAAAUGACUAUGAUCUCUUCAUAUUUGUAUUACAGCAAUAAUUGUUCCAUUUUUAUCUUUGUGAUGUAGUUAUACUUAAUAGUUUUAGGAUAGCUUUUAGAUUAAUCAAUACUAUUGUAAUCUCUACAUGUAAAUCGGUGAACAACGAAUAUAUUAAUAAUUGAUCAAUAAAUAAGUGCAAUAUAAAAAUACAUAAAUAAAUGACAGAGCAACAAUUUGUUCAAAAAC
Molecule: messenger RNA, 3107 nt
Organism: Hylaeus volcanicus
Lineage: Eukaryota; Metazoa; Arthropoda; Insecta; Hymenoptera; Colletidae
Exons: 8
Coding region: 198-2783 (861 amino acids)
Molecular function (GO): protein binding; endonuclease activity
Source: RefSeq, a predicted model, not a curated record